AACCAAACCCAAACCCAUUAAAUACAAAGUUUGUAUAAAAAAAUGGCAUUUAGCCUCUGCUGCAGAGCAUCCCCGUCCUGGUCCAUCGUCUCUGCGGCCACACUACGACGCCGUUUGCCACUGGUCGGGGCCUUUUGCAUGCUCAGUUUUGGCCUCUCCAAUCUCUGUCUCUCGUACAGCUCUUCCCUAAAAACGGGUUGUGCUCAGUCUCUCCCAUUUGCCCCUCUCUUACGAUCGAAGUUUGGUGGGCAAUCGCCAGCUAAGAACGUCCAUAGUAUCAGAAUGGAAGGGAGUAGCAACACUGUGCCAAGUAUCGUCGUCUAUGUUACCGUUCCUAACAAAGAACUGGGUAAGAAGUUGGCUGAAAGCAUUGUCAAAGAAAAACUUGCAGCAUGUGUAAACAGAGUACCAGGUAUUGAGUCAGUGUAUCAGUGGCAGGGAGAGAUCCAGACAGAUUCUGAGGAACUUCUUAUAAUCAAGACUAGGCAAUCCCUUUUAGAAGCUCUCACAGAGCAUGUCAAGGCAAACCAUGAAUAUGAUGUACCGGAAGUGAUUGCCUUGCCCAUCACUGGUGGCAGUCUCCAGUAUUUAGAAUGGAUCAAAAAUAGCACAAGGGACUGACUUUCUCACUCAUCAAGAUAUUGAUGAAGCUAUCCAAGUAUUUGUUGAAGUAACAGGUAUUACCUUUUGGAUUGUACGUGUGGAUCUUUAUGGGUUUCGGUGUGUAUGCAGGUGCGUGUGGUAGACUCAAAUAAACUGGCAUGUCAUCUUUUGGCAAUAGAAAUCGAAAUCUGUUAUGAUGUAAGAAGGAUUGCAUUGUGUCCCUGUUUGUGACUUCUUAAAUAGUAUAAGAUAUACAGCCCUGUUCCCCAA
Molecule: messenger RNA, 873 nt
Organism: Corylus avellana
Lineage: Eukaryota; Viridiplantae; Streptophyta; Magnoliopsida; Fagales; Betulaceae
Gene: CUTA
Product: Nitrogen regulatory PII-like, alpha/beta
Biological process (GO): response to metal ion
Molecular function (GO): copper ion binding
Source: RefSeq, a predicted model, not a curated record